AUGGGAUCAUCUAAUCCAAAGAGAAUUGCGGAGGUAGCCGGUGGAGUAACCGCAGAUUGUGCGACGGUUUGGUGUUGUUUUCCUUACACGGCUGCAAAUUUAUUGACUCUUGUCAUGUUCAAGAUGCCUAAAAGGCUUUGUCGUAAGGCAUUAAAGAGACAUAGAAGAAGGGAAUUAGCUAAGAAAGGGUUGUUUCCUUUACAUCAUGAUCCUACAAAUAUAGUAAGUGAAGAAUAUAAAUUUAAAUGGGGUAUACCCGAAUUAGAAAGAACUAUUAAAAUUAUUCGUGAGGGUCAGGAGGUAACUUUUCUGAUUGGUGGGAGUAAAAUAAUGGAUGAGGAUUUGGUUAGACUUGAGAAUGAGAUGGCUUCUAAGUUUACUGGAUUUUGGAGGACCCAUUCACAAAGGGAGACUUGA
Molecule: messenger RNA, 417 nt
Organism: Amaranthus tricolor (Joseph's coat)
Lineage: Eukaryota; Viridiplantae; Streptophyta; Magnoliopsida; Caryophyllales; Amaranthaceae
Exons: 1
Coding region: 1-417 (138 amino acids)
Source: RefSeq, a predicted model, not a curated record